Molecule: messenger RNA, 2959 nt
Organism: Balaenoptera ricei (Rice's whale)
Lineage: Eukaryota; Metazoa; Chordata; Mammalia; Artiodactyla; Balaenopteridae
Gene: ZNF624
Product: zinc finger protein 624
Exons: 7
Coding region: 389-2776 (795 amino acids)
Biological process (GO): negative regulation of transcription by RNA polymerase II
Molecular function (GO): DNA-binding transcription repressor activity, RNA polymerase II-specific
Source: RefSeq, a predicted model, not a curated record
AUAUGUCUUUGCAGGACUCCACUCUUUCCAGAGAGGGGAGCCCAGAGGAAGAGAUUAUGGCUGCUGUGGUUUUUUCAGUUGGACCUCUGAAGUGAUCAAGCUUAAUAGAUGACAUGGAGAGAAAGAAGAUGUUUAAGACACAGUGCUUGGCUGUAGGGAGCUUACGGUCUCACUGAGAGUCCUGAAGUUCCCCAGCCAAAUGAAGAUCUUCACCUUCAGGCAGAAGAAGAAGAAUUGGUAAAGAGCCUCAAGGUAGCCAGAGGUGAGAGCUGAGGGCCUUCUUAGAUUUUUCCUGGGGCUUAGCUCCAGAUGGGAAAAGAAAACAAACGAAGAAUCAGUGACAUUUAAAGAUGUGGCUAUAGACUUCACAUUGGAAGAGUGGAGGUUGAUGGACCCUACACAGAGGAAACUGCACAAGGAUGUGAUGCUAGAGAAUUAUAGGAAUCUUGUCUCCUUGGGGCUUGCAGUUUCCAAACCAGACAUGAUAUCUCAUUUGGAGGAUGGAAAAGGGACAUGGGCGGUAGUGAGAGAAACUUCAAAAACCCUCUAUUCAGAGUUGGAGACCAAACCUACAACCAAGAGUGCUAUGCCAACAGAGAAUAUUUCUGAAGAAUGUUUAUCACAGGAGACCAUAGUAGAGAAACUCAUAGAGAAUGGUCUAUGGGACACCAAAAUGGGAGGAUUAUGGAAAUGGAGUGACAGGAUAUUGAGAUUGCAAGAUAGUCAAGAAAGUCAUUUGAGUCAAAGAAUAGUUAAACACAAGAAAAUUCCCACUCUUCAAAAAGGCUUUAGAUUUGGAUCUGUUCUUUUUCCAGAACCAGGAGUUAUCACAGAAGAGCCCCACAGCAAAUACCAAACACAUGAGGAAAAUUUUACAGAGAAUUUAGAUUUGAUUACAGAUACCCAUCUGGGGAAGAAAAUGUGCAAGGAUACAGAAGGCAACAAAGUCAUAAGCCCUGCUUCAGAACUCACUUUAGAGAAAAAAAACAAUAAAGAAAAACCCUAUAAAUGUAGUACAUGUGAAAAGGCCUUCCGUUAUAGGUCAUUACUCAUUCAACAUCAGAGAACUCACACUAAAGAAAAACCUUAUGAAUGUAAUGAAUGUGGGAAAAUGUUCAGCCAGCCUUCAUAUCUUAGUCAACAUAAAAAAAUUCACACUGGAGAAAAGCCCUAUAAAUGUAAUGAAUGUGGAAAGGCCUUCAUUGCUUCUUCAUCCCUUAUGGUGCAUCAGAGAAUUCAUACUAAGGAGAAACCUUAUCAGUGCAAUGUCUGUGGAAAAUCUUUCAGCCAGUGUGCCCGCCUUAAUCAACACCAGAGAAUUCAAACUGGAGAGAAGCCCUAUAAAUGUAGUGAAUGUGGGAAAGCUUUUGGUGAUAAAUCAAAACUUGCAAGACAUCAGGAAACUCACAAUGGAGAAAAACCCUACAAAUGUAAUGAUUGUGGGAAAGCCUUUAGGAAUAAGUCAUAUCUUAGUGUACAUCAGAAGACCCAUACUGAAGAGAAACCAUAUAAAUGCAUUGAGUGUGGGAAAUCUUUCAAGAAUACCACAAUCUUUAAUGUUCAUCAGAGAAUUCAUACUGGAGAGAAACCCUUUAGAUGUAAUGAGUGUGGAAAAGCCUAUAGAAGUAAUUCAAGCCUUAUUGUACAUAUAAGAACUCAUACUGGAGAAAAACCCUAUGAAUGUAAUGAAUGUGGGAAAGCAUUCAAUCGUAUAGCAAAUUUCACAGAACAUCAGAGGAUUCAUACAGGAGAAAAACCCUAUAAAUGUAACGAAUGUGGGAAAGCGUUCAUUAAUUAUUCAUGCCUUACUGUACACCACAGAAUGCAUACAGGAGAGAAACCUUAUAAGUGUAAUGAAUGUGGAAAGGCCUUCAUGCGUUCUUCAUCUCUAAUUAUACAUCAGCGAAUUCAUACUGAGGAGAAACCUUAUCUCUGUAGUGAAUGUGGGGAAUCUUUCAGAAUAAAAUCACACUUAACUGUACAUCAGAGGAUUCAUACUGGAGAGAAACCAUAUAAAUGUACUGACUGUGAGAGGGCAUUUACCAAGAUGGUAAAUCUCAAGGAGCACCAGAAAAUUCAUACUGGUGUGAAACCCUACAACUGCUAUGAUUGUGGAAAAUCCUUCAGAACUAAGUCAUACCUUAUUGUACAUCAAAGGACCCAUACUGGAGAAAAACCAUAUAAGUGUAAUGAAUGUGAGAAAGCUUUCACUAAUACAUCACAGCUUACUGUGCAUCAAAGAAGGCAUACUGGAGAAAAACCCUAUAAAUGUAAUGAGUGUGGGAAGGUUUUCACAAGUAACUCAGGCUUUAAUACCCACCAAAGGACACAUACCGGGGAGAAGCCAUUUAAAUGUAAUGACUGUGGCAAAGCAUUUAGCCAGAUGGUACACGUCACAGAACACCAGAAAAUCCAUAGUGGAGAGAAACCCUAUAAAUGUGAUGUCUGUGGAAAAGCCUUCAGGAGAGGUUCAUACCUUACAGUGCAUUGGAGAACACAUACUGGAGAAAAGCCCUAUACAUGUAAGGAAUGUGGGAAAGGUUGUAUUACUCUAUCACAGCUAACUCUACAUCAGAGAAUUCAUACUGGGGAGAGGCCCUAUAGAUGUGAAGAAUGUGGAAAAGCCUUCAGAACUAACUCAGACUUCACUGUACAUCUGAGGAUGCACACUGGAGAAAAACCCUAUAAAUGUAGUGAGUGUGGAAAAGCCUUUAGGAGUAGCUCAAGCCUUACUGUACAUCAAAGAAUACAUCAGAGAGAAGCUCAAUUAAUAUAGAGGACAGUAAAUUAUCCAGAUAUGACAAGAAUCUUAUAAACUGUAUAUUUUAUGAAUGUGGGAAAAUGUUCAGGAGCAAUUUGCCAGAAAGUACACACUUCAUAAAUAUAAGAAUGUAGAAAAGCAGUUGGUCAUAUUAAAUCUUAGAAGUUAUAAGAAAAUUCAUAAUUAAAAGGGCGAAUG